UGCAGGCUGUGCCUUGCGCUUCGCCCUGAUUGUUGCGGUUCCCAUGACUCUCCAGCCCCUCCUCUGGCUCCCAGCGUUGGAGGCUGAGCCCUUUGGCCCAACAGCCUGCUCUGAAGUGUCAAUACGCCACCAGGACGCCGGCUUGCAGGGUCAGCAUGGUUUCCAGGCAGUGCAUGGCUUUGCUGCUCUGCUUCCCGCUGCUUGUUCCUCCUUCUCUGGAAGCAGUCUUUUUAAAGCAGGAAGAGGCAAACAGCAUUUUUCAAAGGCGCAGAAGAGCCAAUAGCUUCUUUGAAGAGAUAAAGCUGGGGUCACUAGAGCGAGAAUGCAUCGAAGAAAAGUGUUCAUUUGAGGAAGCAAGAGAGAUCUACCGUGAUGAUGAGAGGACAAAAGAGUUCUGGCACAUCUAUUCUGACCCCAACCAGUGUGACUCCAGCCCCUGUCAGAACGGAGGGAUCUGCGACGACCAGUUUCAGGAUUACGUCUGCCGCUGUCCUCCGGCGUAUGAGGGCAAAAGCUGUGAGACAGCCGUGGACAAGAACCUGAAGUGCAUUUACGACAACGGUGGCUGUGAGCAGUACUGUGCUGACCAGCAGUCUGAAAAACGAGUGUGCUUCUGUGCAGAGGGCUACACUUUAGCAAGUGAUGGCGUGUCCUGCAUUCCCCAAGUGAAAUACCCUUGUGGAAAAAUACCAGUGCUGGCAAAAAAGAAUGCAACUGCUCAGGGGAGAAUAGUAGGUGGUGUCACCUGUCCUCCAGGUGAAUGUCCAUGGCAAGCCCUUAUAAUACAGGAUCAGAAAGGGAAGUGUGGUGGUAGUCUGCUCUCGCCAGAAUGGGUGGUGACUGCAGCUCAUUGCCUGGAUUACACUCAUUCCAAACAGCUCCGGGUGAGGCUGGGUGAAUACUCAAUAAAAGUUGACGAGAAAACUGAGCAAGAAAGUGGAGUUAGCAAGAUCAUCAGACACGAAGAAUACACCAAUGGACAAGUCAAUCAUGACAUUGCCCUCCUGAAGCUGGAAACACCCGUGAAUCUCACCGAUUUCGUGGUGCCAAUCUGCUUGCCUGAAAAACGGUUUGCCAUGUACGAGCUGUCCUCCAUUAAGUUCUCAACGGUGAGCGGAUGGGGACGGCUACUAGAUGGAGGGGCUACUUCUACUUUUCUGAUGCGAGUGGAUUUGCCGCGUGUAAAGACACAAGAAUGUGAAAAGCAGGCCAAUUUAAACAUCACUGAGAAUAUGUUCUGUGCAGGAGACCUGACUGGCAAAAAGGAUUCCUGCAAAGGAGACAGUGGUGGACCUCACGCUACAAAGUACAAGAACACCUGGUUUCUGACUGGGAUUGUCAGCUGGGGAAAGGGUUGUGCUGUUGAAGGCAGCUAUGGGGUUUACACAAGAGUGUCCAGAUACAUCGACUGGUUGAAGAGGUACAUGGAAUGACAGCAGUGAACCACAGCAUUUCCCUUCCUUCAUCCCUCUGUGGCAUUUUUGUACUGAAGCAUUCCUCCAUUAACUUAGACACGUGGUAAAUGUGAUAUUGUUCACAAUUUUCAAUGAGCCUAAUGCCUGCCUGAAUACAUAAAAUAACUCUGA
Tympanuchus pallidicinctus (lesser prairie-chicken) is the source of this 1586-nucleotide messenger RNA. RefSeq names its product coagulation factor VII (gene F7). The transcript has 8 exons. The record is from RefSeq and is a predicted model, not a curated record. Gene Ontology annotation, biological process: proteolysis; blood coagulation. NCBI's taxonomy places the organism in Eukaryota, Metazoa, Chordata, Aves, Galliformes, Phasianidae. Gene Ontology annotation, molecular function: serine-type endopeptidase activity; calcium ion binding. Gene Ontology annotation, cellular component: extracellular region. Bases 156 to 1433 code for a protein of 425 amino acids.